UUUCCAGAGGAGAAGAGCUGGAGUUACUCCACAAUCUCUCUCAGGCAGCAGGAUGGAGAAGCCCAGGAGGAUGGUGGCCACUGUCCUGCUGUGUGUGCUGGCCGUGGGGCUGGGGCUGGCUCAGCACUGGUCCUACGGCCUCCAGCCAGGGGGCAAGAGGAGCACCCAGCUCCUGCUGGGACCAUUCCAGGAGAUUGCAAAUGAAAUGGAGAAAUUAGAGGAGGAGCAGCAGAGCGCGUGCCCAGGCUCCUACCAGAAUUCCAGGAGGGGGGCUCUGAAGGAAGCCAUGGAGAGGCUGGUGGAUGGAGAAGGCAGAAGAAAGAAUAUUUAAAAAUUUCUGAAGUGAAAUGGAGCCACAGAGCCAGAGUGAGGUUUCAAAACUGUGUUAAAAUAAAUUCCUCCUCAAACGGUCUUUGCUUGGAUCAAUAUGUGAAUAAAUACUCUGAAAUGGCA
Molecule: messenger RNA, 453 nt
Organism: Lonchura striata (white-rumped munia)
Lineage: Eukaryota; Metazoa; Chordata; Aves; Passeriformes; Estrildidae
Gene: GNRH1
Product: gonadotropin releasing hormone 1
Biological process (GO): multicellular organism development; reproductive process
Cellular component (GO): extracellular region
Molecular function (GO): gonadotropin-releasing hormone receptor binding; gonadotropin hormone-releasing hormone activity
Source: RefSeq, a predicted model, not a curated record